UAUAGGCGAUGAUGAUAAAGAUAGUUUUGGUCUUUAUGAUGAUGAUGCUGAUUAUACUGAUACAGGUGGUGAUGAACAAUUACAAACAUCGACUAAUCAAAAUUCAAUUCGUCGUGCAACAUCAUCAGCUAAAUGGCUAACAAAAAUAUUUGCUGAUGAUUGUGUACAAAAAUUAAUAAAUUUUUAUGAACAAACACCAUCAUCAAAUCUUUAUUUUGAUUAUAUAGCUGCUAAAGAAUGUCUUCAAACAUAUCAAAAUGAAGAUUAUCUUGUUAUACAUUUAAUUACUUUAAUUACAUUUUUCAUUCAUGUCAUGUCCAUCAACAAGUACCCAGGCAGGGAUAAGAAUGGUAAAAUGGUAUUAAAAUGCCUUCAAAUCGUAAUAAAAAUAAUGGUGUAA
This is a messenger RNA of Rotaria sp. Silwood1, 400 nucleotides long. Lineage: Eukaryota; Metazoa; Rotifera; Eurotatoria; Philodinida; Philodinidae. The record is from the annotation of a GenBank genome assembly.